Pygocentrus nattereri (red-bellied piranha) is the source of this 2585-nucleotide messenger RNA. Its product is annotated as transmembrane protein 255B. The record is from RefSeq and is a predicted model, not a curated record. NCBI's taxonomy places the organism in Eukaryota, Metazoa, Chordata, Actinopteri, Characiformes, Serrasalmidae. The coding region runs from base 87 to 995 and encodes 302 amino acids. The transcript has 9 exons.
CUCUCUGUUCUUCUGUUUCUGCUCCUCUGUGUAUAAAAGCAAGCGAGCAGUGCUGAGAGCUCAGUCUGAACAGUGGCUGCAGGAGAAUGAAGAACGACAGAACAGACAAGAACAAACAGAGAACAGAUCCUGUGAGGAUGAAGAGGAGGAAGGCUCUGCAGCUGGUUUCAGGCAUGCUGAGUCUGUCCCUGCUUAUUGUUGCUCUGGGUAUCUACACCAGCACUCGCACUGAGAGCCUGAGCAUCACAGGAUACGCUUCAGGAGCUAUUUUGGCGUUUGGCUCCUUCUUGGGCGUGCUGGGACUGUGCUUGGAGGAAAACCGUAAACAGCUGUUGAUCGCAGCUAUAGUGUUCCUGAGUGUGGGGAGCCUGACCAGCUUCCUGUGUCUGGUGGUGGACGGAGUCUUCAUCCUGUUAAACAUUGACAUGCGUCCAAUGAAGGCUGGGAGAUGUCAGUUCUACACCAGCGGGAACAGCUACAUGUACGAGAACUACUACGCCUCGGUUCCGUGUCAGGGCCUGACCGAGUCCUGCAGCCUGAAGGUUCGCAGUGGAACCUGCUACUGCUGUGACCUGUAUGACUGCGCAAAUGGGGGAUACCUGAAUAAUUACUAUGAGUUUGUGGGGGUGCAGAGCUGUGAGGACAUCCUGAGUCUGUACGUUCUGAUCUGGAUCCUGACUCUCCUAAACCUGCUGGCCUUCAUCCUCGCAAUACUGACCACUGCUGUACUGGGCAGCAUCAAAGACAUGAAAAGUGUGGGUCCCUCUCUUCCUCUCUCUUACGACAGCAGCAUCAUCUCCUCCCCCACCGCCCCCCUGCUCACGGACCACCACACCCACACCGCACAGCAGCUCUACCCGAAGGCUUCGCUCUACGUGGGUCCAGCAGGUUCAGGAGCAUCAGCGGCCGUUUCUCAGAGUGGACAUCCGGAGAACCAAAAGCACAUGGAACCAAACCCACCCCCGUUCGCCCCACUCUACAACCUGCUGCCCUAAAACGCUAAAGUUAACCGCUGCUUUAUAAACACUAACACUGCACAGAUGCCUCCAGAUCCAGAAACGUCCUCGGUGCCUCACAGAGCAAACAGACUGCACUUACACAACCCUCGCCACUUCAGAAGGUCUGGACAAUUUCGCAGUACCCAGUUACAAAUAUCAGUGCAUCAUCAACAACAUAACUUUAAGCUCAGUUCAGUCUAACUGCAUUUCCGGUCUCACAAUAGUGGAUCACCUAUUUUACCAGAAUACAUCACCAUGGCAACUACUGCUGCACCCAGUUAAGUUCAGGAUUACACAUCAUAAACAGCUCCAAUUAAUCAGGGCCAAAUCUCAGACCAAUCAGAAACUGCCCUUUGACCAAUCAGGAACAGCCUACUGACCAAUCAAGGACAGCCUUCUGACAAAGCAGGGACAGCCCUCUGGCCAAUCAGGAACAGUCAUCAGACCAAUCAGGGACAGCUCUCCGGCCAAUCAGAGACGUCCUUCUGACCAAUCAGGGACGUCUUUCUGACCAAUCAGGGACAGUCAUCAGAACGAUCAGGGACAUCCUUCUGACCAAUCACUUAUGAUCAAUCAGGGACAACCCUCUUACCAAUCAGGCACAGCCCUCUGACCAAUCAGGGAGAGCCUUCUGAACAAUCAGGGACAGCCCUCUGACCAAUCACUUCUGACCAAUCAGGGAGCACCGCCUGACCUGCCCGUGAGGUGCUGACUGACCUGCCUGAUGCAGGAGUUUUUUUUGUGCCUCUGUCUGCAGUUUUCCAUCUUCAGGAUAAUGGAAAAUCACUGAUUUUGGCUUUAGAGCUGAUGUUAACAUUUAACAGGACUUCAGCACCAAAUUUCCCCAAUUAACGACCAAAUGUAUCUACAAAUUAGCAUCAGUGACAGAUUCCUGCUGCUGUUUCUUGUAAGAAUAACAGACCGCAAGUGUUUCCAGGUCAAAUUUCGGUCAAUCUAAAAGCAGCUCAGUUUCAGAUUCUGCCCAAUUACAGAAACUCUGCAGAUAAACGAGGCUCGCCAGCAUGCAGACCGCUGAGUUUAUGACCAAAUAUAUGUAUAUGUAUCUCCAUCACCAUCACAGCAGAGAAGUAAACAAUCAGGGCCGCAUAGUAACGAGAUUUACGAGCACUAACUGCUCAAACCGGCUCCAGCCAGCUGGCAGGAUCAAUAAGAGAAAGAAUAACCAUAAGAAUAACAAUCCAUUAUAGUUAAACGAGUCCGUAUGAUUUGGAAAGAAUGACAGAGCUGUAAAACCAAGCUGCCAGCAUUAGAUUAGAGGUGUUGAGAGACCUGCAGGAAGUUUCAGAGGCUUUGAUCUUCUUAAUCAUCUUCAUCAUCAUCAUCAUCUGCAGCUCUAUUGUCCAGUUCUCAAUGCUUAUUUUCUCAUUAGCAUAACAAACUGUCAGUAACAGCAGUGAAGACUUUACAGAUGGAAUAUAAAUCUGUGUACAAAGCAUGUAAAUAAUUUCUCUUUCUGUUUUAUAUUUGUAUGAUUUCUACACUUUAGAGCGCUUAAGACUUUCCUACAUCCUGAGAAAGACGCAUUUAAUAAUACAGUGUAUUUACAAAUAAACUUCAGUCACAACA